Molecule: messenger RNA, 1060 nt
Organism: Aspergillus uvarum CBS 121591
Lineage: Eukaryota; Fungi; Ascomycota; Eurotiomycetes; Eurotiales; Aspergillaceae
Product: palmitoyl-(protein) hydrolase
Exons: 6
Coding region: 59-796 (245 amino acids)
Biological process (GO): protein depalmitoylation
Cellular component (GO): cytoplasm
Molecular function (GO): carboxylic ester hydrolase activity; palmitoyl-(protein) hydrolase activity
Source: RefSeq, a predicted model, not a curated record
CUGGAUCCAUUGUCACUCUCUGUGUUUCUCCCGUUGACGAAGACUAGAAUAGACCAAGAUGUCCUCUCGCGCUCCUUUCGUCGUUCCCGCGCUCACGAAGCACACCGCUACGGUGAUCAUGGCCCAUGGUUUGGGCGACAGUGGCGCCGGAUGGAUGGCACUCGCCCAGAACUGGCGCCGGCGCGGCGUGUUCGACGAAGUCGCCUUCAUCUUCCCUAACGCGCCGAUGAUCCCCAUCACCGUGAACUUCGGAAUGACGAUGCCCGGUUGGUACGACAUCACCAAGCUCGGCCGUGAUUUGGACUUCGAAGAAGCCAUCCGCAACCAGGACGAACCGGGCAUCCUCCGCUCGCGCGAGUACUUCAACACCCUGAUCAAGGAGCAGAUGGACAAGGGGAUCAGCGCGUCGCGGAUCGUGCUGGGCGGGUUCUCGCAGGGGGGCGCGAUGUCGCUCUUCGCGGGGCUGACCAGCAAGGAGAAGCUGGGCGGCGUGUUCGGGCUGUCCUGCUACCUGCUCCUCAGCGACCGGAUCAAGAACUACAUCCCGGAGGGCUUCCCGAACCAGGGCACCCCGUUCUUCCUCGCCCACGGCCAGGAGGACGAGGUGGUGCGCUUCGACUUCGGCAAGCAGUCCAGCGAGAAGCUCCAGGAGCUCGACCUGGCCAAGGUCGAGUUCCACUCUUACCCUUACCUGGGCCACUCCGCCGAUCCCGAGGAGAUUGAGGACCUCGAGAAGUUCUUGCACAGUGUUAUCCCCCCGGAGGGCGAGGGCCAGACCGGUGCUGCUGGCUUAUGAAUUUAUGAUCAACAUCAUCAUCGUCAUCAUGAUACCUCUGUACAGACCCGGGACCACUGGUGGGGGUCAUCGUCGGUCACUUUUAGCCUCGCUUUAGCCAUCCUUGUUCUGUUGCUUGCGGUUCUGCUCCCCCGAUUCGGUGGUUCCAAGGGGAACCGGGAUCGGGAUCCUGUUGUCAGGAAACAGGACUGACAUAUGUUUCGCCCUCUUCCUAGAUGACACAAAGAAAACUUUCAUCUGCAUGAAAUUGGAAGAGUAGUUGUU